Molecule: messenger RNA, 1796 nt
Organism: Pseudophryne corroboree (corroboree frog)
Lineage: Eukaryota; Metazoa; Chordata; Amphibia; Anura; Myobatrachidae
Product: aldo-keto reductase family 1 member C15-like
Exons: 9
Coding region: 221-1195 (324 amino acids)
Biological process (GO): steroid metabolic process
Cellular component (GO): cytosol
Molecular function (GO): steroid dehydrogenase activity; aldose reductase (NADPH) activity; ketosteroid monooxygenase activity
Source: RefSeq, a predicted model, not a curated record
CCUAAAUGCAGACGCUCUGGGGCUUUAUAGAGGAGGAGAGAAUGUGCUGUGUUACUAUCUCCAUAAGCACAGCCUGACAGCACUGUCUCCCUUGUAUCUUACAGGCUGCACAGUAUUGAUCUCUAGCAACAUUACCGAGGGGGUGAAACUCCACUUUGUACACAGGUAGACCAAGCUCUGACUAUUACACCACUGCUGAUCCUGACUCAGAGACACAAUCAUGGCCGUGGUAGAACCCUACGCUGUUCUGAACGAUGGCCACAGAAUUCCAGUUAUCGGAUUUGGGACGUAUGCACCUGAAAAGUUCUCAAAAAGCAUGUCAGGAGAGGGUACAAAGGUGGCCAUUGAGGUUGGGUACCGCCACAUCGAUGGUGCCUUCUUGUACGGUAAUGAGGUGGAGGUGGGUCGGGCCAUCAAGGAGAAAAUUGCAGAUGGAACCAUAAGGAGGGAGGACUUGUUCCAUACCGGGAAGCUCUGGAGCACCUUCCAUUCCCCAGAAUUGGUGCGCCCAGCUCUGGAAAAAUCCCUGAAAGACCUUCAGAUGGAUUAUUUGGACCUUUUCCUCAUUCACGUUCCUGUAGGAUUGAAGCCUGGAGAGGACAUACUACCAGUGGAUGAGAACGGAAAGUAUCUCUACAGCAACACAGACAUCCGGGACACCUGGGAAGCCAUGGAGAAGUGUAAAGACGCCGGACUUGUAAAAUCAAUUGGCGUUUCCCGCUUUAACCGUCGGCAGCUGGAGCUGAUCCUGAAUAAGCCGGACCUGAAGCACAAGCCGGUGUGCAAUCAGGUGGAAUGCCAUUUAUACCUGAGCCAGAGCAAGAUGCUUGAGUUCUGCAGGUCACACGACAUAGUGCUGGUGGGAUUCAGCGUCCUGGGAUCCAGCCGAGAUGAGACUUAUUGUAUCGGUCAGGGCGCUCCAGUACUCCUUGAGGAUCCGGUUUUGAAUGCAAUAGCGGAGAAGCUCGGUCGGACGCCCGCCCAAGUUGCCAUGCGACACCUAUUGCAGAGGGGCAUUGUGGUACUCGCCAAGAGCUUCACCCCAUCCAGGAUCAAACAGAACCUACAGGCUCUGGACUUCCAGCUCUCCGCAGAGGACAUGCGGUCUCUGGAGAAGCUGAACAGAAACAUGCGCUACGACAGCAUGUCAAUGUGGAUGGACCACCCGAAGUACCCCUUUCAUGACGAGUACUAAUAUAACAUGAGCACUUCCUGUUUACGCUGUGCCUUAUACUCCAUGAGAUAACCUGAGGUUACGGGAAACAAAAUGGAUGCGAGAAGUUAUGCUUGGAAUGUUUUUUUAUGUAUGUGUUAGGCUAAAAGGUACAAAGGGGUGUAGUAUGGUAUGCCGGCGGUCGGGUUCCCGGCGACCAGCAUACCGGCUACGGGAGCCUGACCGCCGGCAUACCGACAGUGUGGCGAGCGCAAAUGAGCCCCUUGCAGGCACGGUGCACGCUAUUUUAUUCUCCCUCCAGGGGGGUCAUGGACCCCCACGAGGGAGAAUAAGUGUCGGUAUGCCGGCUGUCAGGAUUCCGGCGCCGGUAUACUGUGCGCCGGGAUCCCGACAGCCGGCAUACUGAAGACCACCCGUACAAAGGAAUGUGUUAACAAGAACCGAGAGAAUGUGCCCUCUGUCCAUAUUUUGAUGAUACAGCUGCAUAAUCUAAUAUUAUAUGCCUUUUGUCUGUAGUAGAAAGAUAUAGAAUAAUGUAGCAAUAGAUUUGCUUAAAGUUGCUUUUGGUAUAAUGUUCUCAUGCACAAUAAAACAAUUACUAUUCAGUAAGUAAACUGCCCAA